ACGAAGCAGCUCAGUGGGCGCAUCGAUCAUGUCGUCAACCUCAUAGGCGACAUAGGUGUUUUCAAUGCGCCGGACACGAUCAGUAGCACGAUGGCCGCCAUCAAGACAGACAUCACCAAGCUGCAGACGAGACAGGACGCCACUACGAAGAACUACAAGAUGCCGCACUUCGACAUCAGCAAGUUCGACGACCACAACAAGACGGACGCUUUGGCAUGGUGGCAACGUUUCCUCACGGAAGCAUCAUGCCGCACUGUCUCGGACGACUAUCUGAUGAAGGCGUUAUACUUACAGCUGAUUGGAGGAGCGCAGGCAUGGAUGAACCAUCUGGCGGCUACCCACACAUGCACCAUCGCCGAACUUCACACGCACGUUACGUGGAAGGAUUUCGAGAAGCUAUGGUUCACCCGUUUCAUGGUCCGCAACGUCGUGAAGGCGACCAUGAACGAAGUGUAUACCUGCUCUCAAGGGAAUAUGCCAACUCGAGACUGGACAACUAAGUGGCAGAAGAUAGUGACCACGCCAGGCUUCGAUUUGAGUUUUACCAAUCAACGAUCCGAGUUCUUCUCGCGAUCGUGCGCAAGACUGCGAUCGACACUCGGCAACGAUUACGAUUACGAUUCAUUCCAGGCCAUUCUGGAUCGUGCAAACUUGGUCAUCCAAACGGAUGACAAGGCCGCAAACGAACGGCAGUCCCAGCCGCAUUAUGUGGCUAAGCAUGGCUAUCAACGUCCGGCACACAACAAUGCCAAGAUUUCUGAAGAAACAGACGAUCUCCACGCUGCAGCAGCAUCCUCGAGUGAUGGAGGAAUUGUAGCAGCGCUCCCGCCGAAGCGUCCCAAGAGAGUUCGAAAGAACAAGGCGACACAAGAGACGACAUCGACAGGAACUGGGCAGCAGCCAUGGGCGGCUUACAAGAUAACCAAGGAUGUCUAUGACCUUCGUCAAAACGUCCUCAUCUACCUCGAUGACAUCUUGGUCUAUAGCAGGACGUUGGACGAGCACAUCACACACCUUCGCGCUGUUUUGAAUCGUUUGCGACUGGCCAAGUACAAAGCGAACCGCGACAAGUGCGAGUUCGCCAAGCAAGAGCUUGAGUAUUUGGGCCACUAUGUUAUGCCGAAAGGCAUUCUUCCCUUAGCGGACAAGAUCCAAGCCAUCGUGGAUUGGUCGGAACCCCGUUAGCUACUCGCGUUCGUCACCGUUCUCAAACGGUGGCGCCACUUUCUUCUCGACCGUCGGCGUUUUAAAUGGAAUACGGACAACAAUCCGUUGACCUUUUACAAAACGCAUGACACGGUCACGAGCACGAUCGGUCGAUGGAUGUAUUACAUCGACCAAUUCGACUUUGACCCGUGCCACAUUCCCGGUCCCGCCAAUCGAGUUGCGGACGCCCUAUCGCGACGGCCCGACUUUUAUGCCAUUGUGACCACGGCAUUCGACCUCGAUGACGAUCUGCAGCAGCAUUUCGUCAAAGGCUACAAGUCCGAUCCGACUUACUCUACGCUUUAUGCAGAACUUUCAUCGGAUCACCGGUCGGCUAGCCAUUAUCAGAUUUCCGACGGAUUCCUUCUCCUUCACACGAGAGGAAAGGACUUGUUAGUUGUGCCCCAAGAUCGCAUCCUACGAACUCGUCUUCUCGGCGAAUUCCAUGACGCACGACUUUCGGCACACCUUGGCGUGAACCGCACGUUAGCACGCCUCCGCCAGCGUUUUCACUGGCCAGACGUCCUUCAUGACGUCACGAGGUACGUUGAGUCAUGUGCAGUUUGCCACCGCAACAAGGGUCGAUCUCGAGUCCCCUUCGGCGAACCGAAACCGUUGCCGAUUCCUCGGGCACCGCGCCUCUCCAUUGCUAUGGACGUGACAGGCCCGUUUCCCCGCGAUCGCCACGGCCAUGACAGUAUUCUCACGGUCGUUGACCGUUUGAGCAAGUAUGCUCGCUUCCUUCCUUGCAAGUAUCAUGCUGCAGCACCCGAGCUCGCACGACUCUUGCACACUGGUUGGAUUACCAACCAGGGUGUUCCGGAAGACAUAGUGAGCGACCGAGAUACUCGCUUCAUAUCGACCUUUUGGACUUCCCUCAUGGCUGAGUCCGGUACGACUAUGAAGCCGAGCUCGGCUCGGCACCCGCAGACGGAUGGCCAGACGGAGCGAGCGCACCAGACCGCUCAGAUGAUGUUGCGUACGCUCAUCCGUCCCGACAAGAAAGAUUGGGUUGACCGGCUUCCCGACAUCGAGUUCGCCUACAACACUUCGGUGCACCCGGCGAUCUGCGUCACACCAUUCGAGCUACAUCAAGGUGGAGAGAAAGCACGGAUCUUCGCUGAUCUCCUUUUGCCACAGGCUGCCGACAUAGACGUCCCUUGCUCUCCCGCUUCCGUUCGGAAGUACCGGGACUUGCUGAUCAAAGCCCGCGCAAAUAUGCAAAAGGCUCAGAUCCGCAUGCAGCAGCAGGCUAACCGACGUCGACUUCCAUGUCCCUUCCGCGAGGGAGACCUUGUUUGGGUCCUCUCCGAGGAAUUUGCGCUCGAGCAGGACGUUUCGCGCAAACUCCUUCCGAAAUGGUUCGGACCAUGGGAAGUCACUUCUGUCGUUGGAGACGACCCCGCAGGUCCUCCCUUCGUGAUCAAUAUUCCACCGCACCUUACAGUGCAUCGGGUCUUCCACGCAUCGAAGCUGGCCAUCUACACGCCACCUUCAGUUGACGAGUUUCCCAAACGUUGAUCACAGGAUCCGCCUUCCAUGGACGGACAUCAGGAAGUGGACCGAGUCAUCACGCACCGCAAGUAUGGCAACAAGCCAAUGAAGUAUAAAGUCACAU
Chara braunii is the source of this 2824-nucleotide messenger RNA. NCBI's taxonomy places the organism in Eukaryota, Viridiplantae, Streptophyta, Charophyceae, Charales, Characeae. The record is from the annotation of a GenBank genome assembly.